Trichoderma citrinoviride is the source of this 654-nucleotide messenger RNA. RefSeq names its product GINS complex, Psf1 component. Gene Ontology annotation, cellular component: GINS complex. The coding region runs from base 1 to 654 and encodes 217 amino acids. The transcript is spliced from 3 exons. The record is from RefSeq and is a predicted model, not a curated record. NCBI's taxonomy places the organism in Eukaryota, Fungi, Ascomycota, Sordariomycetes, Hypocreales, Hypocreaceae. Gene Ontology annotation, biological process: DNA strand elongation involved in mitotic DNA replication; DNA replication.
AUGUAUGGGGACUUGGGCAUCAAACUGGUGCAACACGCCAAAAGGACUCAGAACCUUGCGCAUCUGCCUCCUUACCAGACUGAGCUUGUGCGUGCAGUAACCAGAGAAGUCAGAGAUCUGAACAAGGAUGUCGAUGAUCUCCUGGAGCCUUUCCAGGGCUCGUUCGACCCGUCACAGGACCAGGCGAUCGCAUACACACUGCUCGUGAAUCACAUCUCAAUGCGCAGAAACAAGCGAUGCCUUUUGGCAUAUCACAGAACCCGCACCGACAAGCUAGAAGAGCUCGUCUGGAAUGGCGUCGAUGUCGUUGACCUGUCGGGCCAGCAGGUGCGAGACGCCAGUGCAUCCAGAGGCAGUGCUGGGGUAGCGAGCGGCGACGGAGCCACGAGCAGUCUCAGCCCGCAGGAAGAGGAUUACGUGCGUCAAUACGGAGAUUUACUGGCGGCGUAUAAGGGGCAGUGGACGGAUAUCGAUCUGACGGGCAGCCUGGAGCCGCCGAGAGAUCUCUUCAUUGAUGUCCGCGUUCUCAAAGACGCGGGGGAGAUUCAGACGGAAUAUGGGGCAAUCACUUUGACAAAGAACAGCCAAUUCUACGUCCGACAGGGAGACGUGGAGAGGCUAAUUGCACAAGGAUAUCUGCAAAAGCUCAGUUGA